Rhincodon typus (whale shark) is the source of this 2564-nucleotide messenger RNA. RefSeq names its product protein O-GlcNAcase-like. The transcript is spliced from 13 exons. The record is from RefSeq and is a predicted model, not a curated record. Gene Ontology annotation, molecular function: beta-N-acetylglucosaminidase activity. Gene Ontology annotation, biological process: glycoprotein metabolic process. Lineage: Eukaryota; Metazoa; Chordata; Chondrichthyes; Orectolobiformes; Rhincodontidae. The coding region runs from base 351 to 2564 and encodes 737 amino acids.
GACGGGGAUAGACGUAGGGAGAGAGAGAGAGACAAUGACAGUGAAAUACAGUGAGUGAGAGAGAGGGAGGGAGGGAGAGAGUCCGAUCCUUGAGAGAGGGAAUCAAAGACUCAUGCAAAUCUUGAGCAGAUAAAGUGCCAUCAGCUCCUCCCCUCUCUCUGCCCCAUCCCUCUGUUUCCCUCUCCUCCCCCUUUCUCUUUUCCCCCACCUCUCUCUUCCUGUCUCUUCUUCCUUCCCUAUCUCAUUCCCUUUCUCUCCUUCCUUCACCUCCACCUCUCUCCCUCUCUCUCUCUCGUUCCGUUUCCUUUCCUGUGAGAGCUGGUUGGGAAGCUGAGAGUGGCUGGAACCGUAUGGAGAAGACAUUGCCUUUCAUCUGCGGAAUUGUGGAAGGUUUCUAUGGCAGGCCAUGGUCCAUGGAGCAGAGAAUGGUGCUGUUCAAGUGGAUGCAGAGAUGGGGGCUAAAUGUCUAUAUGUACGGCCCGAAGGAUGACCUGAAGCACAGGCUGUUAUGGAGAGAGACGUACUCCGCAGAAGAAUCAGUGCAGCUCAAGGCCUUGGUAUUGGGUGCCCAGGAGUGUGGAGUUGAGUUUGUGUAUGCAAUCUCCCCGGGACAGGACAUCACCUUCUCGAGUUCGUGUGACCUGACCUUACUGAAGCAGAAACUGAGGCAGGUUAAAGGGUUUGGGUGUAUGGCCUUCGCCAUCCUGUUUGAUGACAUCGACCACACCAUGUGCCCCACCGACAAAGAAACCUUCAGCUCAUUCGCUCAUGCUCAGACGUCAGUGGCCAAUGAGAUCUACCGGUACCUGGGGGAGCCUCCCAUCUUCUUGUUCUGUCCGACUGAAUACUGCAGUUCCUUGUGCUACCCCAGCCUGAGUAAGUCCUACUACCUGAAAGUGAUAGGGAAUGAGCUCCAGCCUGGCAUCGGCAUCAUCUGGACAGGGUCCACUGUUAUCUCCAAGGAGAUCACUCCAGAGUCGGUGGAGGAGGUUCAAGUGGUCAUCAAGCGAAGGCCGCUGAUAUGGGACAAUCUUCACGCCAAUGACUACGCCCAGAGGCGGGUCUUUCUCGGUCCCUACAAAGGCCGUGCCUCCAGCCUGGUCUCCAAGCUGCAUGGUUUGCUGCUCAAUCCCAACUGUGAGCUGGAGGCUAAUUACCUCCCCAUCCACACCCUGGCCACCUGGUACAGGUGUGGCCUCCGAACCACACAGUCCGAUGGUGGUGAGAAGGGCACUGAGUCUCACCAAUCUUACUGCCCCAACGAAGCCCUGAACUUGGCACUGGCUGACUGGGUAAAGGAAGUGAACAGACCUCUGCGCCCAAGUAGGCAGCUGCUUAAGGAUGAAAAGGAAGGACAGCUCAGUAGCAGACCUUCAGACGUGGUUAGUCAGAAUGGGGAUGUUGGACCAAGGACUGAGAAACCAAGUACAAGCACAAGUAACUUACUGCCCCAGGGCAGCCCAUUGAAUGAGCCAGAGCUGGACGGGGCCAAAGAUUCAUUGAGUGAGGAGACCCACAAGGCUCCGAAGAUGGACGUUGGCCAACCAGCAGUAAAAAGCGAGAAGACCAGCCCUCUUGGACCAAGGGAUUCUGGGAAUGAUAGCACUUCGCCAGGUCCUGAGAAACUAAGAGAUGAGUCGACGGGAACUGGUGAUAUUGACCGUCAGAAAUCUCACGGCGAGGGUCAUGAGCUAACAGAGCAGGACAGGGCCAAGGGUGAGGGCUGCCGCUUUCCCCUGGAAAGGCCACCACUCCAGACGGGCACCUUGACCCUGGCCAAUCUGCGACUGAUGGUUGACCUCUUUUACCUGCCCUACGAACAUGGUGAGGAGACAGCUGGCCUCCUCCGCGAGUUCCACUGGCUCAAGACCAACAGUGAUUUUGUGAGUGCAAAUGCCAAGAUGGAGCUGAAGAAGGGGGAGGAGUGGAGAGUUCGGGCGUCUGCUUUCCAGCUCGCGUGUGACAGGAUCGACCAGCUCUUUCGACAGUUCAUGAGCAGCUCCAACAAGGCAAUAGUCUAUGACCUUUACCCUUACCUCUGGGACAUCAGGAACACACUUGUGGUUACCAAGGCCUUCGUGAUGUGGCUGGAUGGCAGAAUUGAGAGGGACACCUAUUCAUUCAACUCCUGGAUGAACUGCUUCCAAUGGUGCCGUACUGGCAGCGCUCCUGUUGUCCUGGGUGCAGAAGGUGAGACUUGGAUCUACAGAGGAGGCCUUGCGGGAGAGUUCCAGGUAAUUUUUAAAAAAAAAUUCAUCCAUAAAAUGCAGCUUGUGGUAGAGCCCACUACGGUACAGGCAAUACUAGAUUUGGUGAUGUGUAGUGAGGAAGACUUGAUCAGGGAGCUUAAGGUGAAGGAAUCCCUAGGGGCCAGUGAGCAUAAUAUGAUAGAAUUUACCCAGCAGUUUGAGUGGGAGAUGCUGGAAUCAGAUGUGACGGUAUUACAGUUCAGUAAAGGGGACUACAAAGACAUGAGGGAGGAGCUGGGCAGAGCUGAUUGGAAGUGGUUCCUAGCAGGGAAGGUGGUAGAGCAGCAAUGGCAGGAGUACCUGCGGGUAAUUUGA